Molecule: messenger RNA, 1846 nt
Organism: Thamnophis elegans (Western terrestrial garter snake)
Lineage: Eukaryota; Metazoa; Chordata; Lepidosauria; Squamata; Natricidae
Gene: DPF2
Product: double PHD fingers 2
Exons: 12
Coding region: 222-1439 (405 amino acids)
Biological process (GO): nervous system development
Cellular component (GO): nBAF complex
Source: RefSeq, a predicted model, not a curated record
UGCGUGUUCUUUGCGCCUGUCCUCUCCCACCGCGGGAAGAGCGUGGGUGUAAUUGCCUUCUCUUUCCUGGAGCGUGAGGACAAGUUGGGGCCCACUACGCAUGCGCCGUCUUCGAACCUGAUCGGAAGGUUUCAUGGAGAGCGGUCGCCGGAGUCAGCGAGAACGGGCACUCGGCGCAUGCGCCCUCGCGUGCUUCGCGGCCACAGGCGGCAGAGGGGAAGAUGGCGGCGAUGGUACAGAAUGUGGUGAAGCUCCUUGGUGAACAAUAUUACAAGGAUGCAAUGGAGCAGUGUCACAAUUAUAACGCCCGGCUGUGUGCUGAAAGGAGUGUCCGAUUACCGUUCCUGGAUUCACAGACUGGGGUGGCGCAGAGUAACUGCUACAUUUGGAUGGAGAAGCGGCACAGGGGACCAGGUUUGGCAUCUGGCCAGCUCUAUUCUUAUCCGGCUCGACGCUGGCGGAAAAAACGCCGUUCCCAUCCUCCAGAGGAUCCAAGACUUUCUUUCCCUACCAUUAAACCAGACACUGAGCAGGCCCUAAAGAAAGAAGGCUUAAUCUCUCAAGAUGGCAGCAGUUUGGAGGCCCUCUUAAGGACAGACCCCCUUGAGAAACGCAGCUUGCCUGACCCUCGUACCGAUGAAGACAGCCUCAGCGAGUUCCCCGUUGCCAAUAGCCGCACCCGGAAGCGAAUCCUGGAACCCGAUGACUUCCUGGAUGAUCUGGAUGAUGAAGAUUACGAGGAAGACACCCCAAAACGACGAGGCAAAGGAAAGGCGAAGGGUAAAGGAGUUGGGAGCGCUCGGAAAAAGCUGGAUGCAGCCAUUUUGGAAGACAGAGACAAACCUUACGCAUGCGACAAUAGUUACAAACAAAAGCAUACCUCCAAACCUCCUGACCGAGUCUGUGGGAAGCGCUACAAGAAUCGUCCCGGCCUGAGCUACCACUACGCUCACUGUCACCUGGCAGAAGAAGAAGGGGAAGACAAGGAGGACUCGCAGCCCCCCACACCCGUCUCCCAGAGAUCAGAGGAGCAGAAAACCAAGAAGGGUCCCGAUGGUUUGGCCCUGCCCAAUAAUUACUGCGACUUCUGUCUGGGAGACUCGAAGAUCAACAAGAAGACGGGUCAACCCGAAGAGCUGGUUUCGUGCUCGGACUGUGGGCGAUCAGGGCAUCCAUCUUGCUUGCAGUUCACCCCAGUCAUGAUGGCUGCCGUGAAGACCUACCGCUGGCAGUGUAUUGAAUGCAAGUGCUGUAACAUCUGUGGCACCUCGGAGAAUGAUGACCAGCUGCUGUUCUGUGAUGAUUGUGACCGUGGUUAUCAUAUGUACUGCCUCACCCCACCUAUGUCUGAACCCCCAGAAGGAAGCUGGAGCUGCCACCUCUGCCUGGAUUUGCUGAAGGAGAAAGCCUCGAUCUUCCAGAACCAGAAUGCCUCCUGAUGGCUUUUCAGUCUUCGACGAGAACCUUCACUUGUCCAGGCUCUCUCUUGGGCUUCUAAUCUUUCUCCUGCUGCCCACUUCCCACUUUGGGUCAGUGUCUCCCUUGUUGGUUGGAUCACACAUCCGCACGCAGACACAAACACACUCACACCUCUGCCUCACCGCCUCUCCUUCUGUCAUUCCCCCUGCCUCCUCUCUGGCAGUUGGGGCUUAAAACCCCUUCCCUCCUUCCUUAACCUUUACCUAAGAAUUUUGAGACCCUUUCCUCAAAAAUAAUAACAAUACUCCAGCAUCCAUGAUAGGCUGAGGAGCACCACAGCUGGCCUGGGAGCAUAAAUGCUCUUUCUUUUCUCACUAACAAGGUCUCGGACUGACACCCAGCUUGAGGACUUUGUUUGUACAAGCGA